UAGACAUACAAAACUGAAUCUCUGUGAACUUAAACUGAAUCUGUGCGUGCUUGUGCCUGUUUCUUAAGAUUUCGCUGUCGAACAGUACAUGAUCAUCAUAACACUCCAUAUGACAAUCACUCCAUCAGUGUUAAAAUUCACUGCACCAAAAAUGUGUUGCCCAGUACUCUUCUUUUAGCACUCACUUUUUUUUUUCCUUUGGAUAGUACUUUAGUCGGGAAGGCAAACGGCUUAGAUUCUUCUCAUAAAAACAAAUAGCCUAUAGAGUGCAUAAAAUUCUGUUCAGUUUUUUUUUAGCAUAUGAUAAUGCAGGUCCACAAGACUAAUUGACAGUUCUAGUUUUAUUUUUCUUAUUCAUGAUGAUGGCUAAAGGCUAGUUGAGUAACGAUAUAAAAUAAAUAUGAAUAGGUAAUCGAAGUAGACAUUGCAUGGGAAACCACUGUGCCUUUUAGACUGUCUCAUUUUUAUCGACCGGUUGCUGCACCCAGGUUAUGGAAUAGUCUUCCCCCUGAAAUCCGCACCACUACAAAUUUGGGCCUUUUUAAAUCUCGUUUAAAGACACACCUUUUUAGACUCGCCUUUCCCCAAGAUUAGUUUAGCCUGGUUUUAUUUCUUUAGGGUUUUUAAUGUUUUCGGAUUUGAUCUGUUUUAUUGUUUUGUUUGCUGUCUGACUAAUCGUGAUGCGUUGUUUCGUUUCUUUUUUCUUUUCUUUUCUUCCUAAUGUCAUUGUAUAAUACUUUCCUGCCUUUUAUUUACUAUGUGCCAUGUUUGUCUUUGUUGUAAAGCACUUUGGGGACCUUUCGGGUUUUGUAAAGGGCUAUAUAAAUAAAUUUGAUUUGAUUUGAUUUGAUUUGACUGUACCACUCCACCUAAAUACUGAAGAAUUCAUUUACUGAGUAAUACACAGUUAUUUACAUCACAUUACUGGCGGUUUUUGUUCCUUAAAAUGGCGGAUUAAGUGAAAAUCUAGUGUAUGGUAGUAGAGACGUUUCAUGAAAGUCAGUACUUUGAAAUGACAAUGGCCAUUUUUAAUCCUUUGACACUUUGGUAUGUACUCUAUGUGAUAGCUCAACUGCCUGAUGUUACAUUGAAUAGUCCCUGUCAGUGCUUACUCCUCUUACACGGUAGUCUGAAACGUGCCCUGAAUCCCAGAUUUUUACUGACAUGGAUUAGGCCGCACUACACAAGUUUGCAGGUUCAAGAGGUUUUUGGAGAUUAUUAUCAUUUCAGACAUCACGCCGUGGAGAAAAGAGCUUUUUCUAGACACAGAGGGCUGCACAUCGGACUGCAACAAAAUACUCAAGUUCUAUGGGCAGAGCAGCAAGUGGUGAAAAGAAGGAAGAGGCGGGAUGUCUUUGCAGAACCAACAGACCCCGAUUUCCACAAGCAGUGGUACCUGUCUUCUCUGACUCAUCAAGACCUGAAUACCAAAGUAGCUUGGGCUCAGGGAUACACUGGAAAAGGAAUUGUGGUGACUAUAUUGGAUGAUGGCAUUGAAAAAGACCACCCUGAUCUCAUCAACAAUUAUGACCCCGAAGCGAGCUAUGAUGUCAAUGACGGAGAUGCCGACCCCCAACCAAGAUACACUCAGCGUAAUGAAAACAGACAUGGAACUCGAUGUGCAGGAGAGGUAGCGGCUGCAUCUAACAAUGGCGUGUGCGGUGUUGGUGUGGCUUAUAAUGCUAAAAUUGGAGGAGUCCGUAUGUUGGACGGGGAGGUAACAGAUAUAGUGGAGGCACACUCUCUCGGUCUCAACCCCCAGCACAUUCACAUAUAUAGUGCCAGCUGGGGCCCAGAAGAUGACGGCAAAUCAUUGGACGGCCCUGCAAAACUUGCCAAGGAGGCUUUCCAACAGGGAGUCACCAAGGGACGUGGUGGACUCGGCUCCAUUUUUGUGUGGGCCUCAGGAAACGGUGGCAGAGAGCAAGACAACUGCAACUGUGAUGGUUAUACCAACAGCAUUUACACAUUGUCAAUCAGCAGCACCACACAAUCUGGAAAUGUGCCAUGGUACAGUGAGCCUUGCUCGUCCACCCUCGCUACCACCUUCAGCUCUGGAAACCCUGGAGAAAAACAGAUAGUGACAACAGACCUCAGGCAAAAGUGCACUGAUUCUCACACAGGAACGUCGGCUUCCGCACCACUAGCUGCUGGAAUCAUUGCUUUGGCGCUAGAGGCCAAUACGAACCUGACCUGGAGGGACAUGCAGCACCUGGUGGUGAGAACAGCCCGGCCGAAACAUCUCAGCGCAGGAGACUGGAAGACCAACGGUGUUGGACGCAGAGUGAGUCACUCAUACGGAUACGGGAUCCUGGAUGCCGGAGAAAUGGUGGCGUUGGCGCAAAACUGGACCAGAAUGGGGCCACAACACCAGUGUGUUCAAACCAUGCUCACAGAACCAAGAGAUAUUGGGAGCAGGCUGGUGUUCAGUAAGAGUGUGGAUGCCUGCUGGGGACGGCCUGACUAUGUCAGUUCUCUGGAGCACGUUCAGGCUCGUCUCACACUCCUCCACAACCAGAGAGGCAAGCUGGCCAUUCAUCUCGUCAGUCCACUGGGCACGCGCUCUACUCUCUUGUUUCCCAGGCCAAACGACUUCUCCACUGCGGGUUUCAAUGACUGGGCCUUCAUGAGCAUCCAUUCGUGGGAUGAGGAUCCUCAAGGGGAAUGGACUUUGGAAAUAGAAAAUGUGGCAGCCAAUAGCCGUGACUAUGGAGUUCUCAGUCAGUUCACUCUCAUUCUUUGGGGGACCGGAUCCAAUGUGGUCAGCCCUUUCUCAUCGGACUUCCCUCGGCCCUCCAACAAUAGCUGCAAGACAUUUGAUGCCCAGCAGAUAUGCAUCGAAUGUAGCCCCGGCUUUUCCCUCUUCCUCCAAGGCUGCGUUAAAUUGUGUCCUCCCGGGUUCACGUCAGGGUCGCAGCUCCUCAAUCUCUCUCUGGAUAACUGGGUGGAUUUAUCUUCAGUACAAGCCUGUCUGCCCUGCCACCCCGCCUGUCUCACCUGCUUUGCCACCGGGCCCGCAGACUGUCUGUCGUGCCCCCCUCACAGCCGCCUGGUCCUCACGUCCUGCCAGCACAAGAACCAAGUCCAGCGCAAAUCUCCUCUUACCGGCAGCGAGCCGGCAGGAAAGAAUUCGGCAGCAGACGAUAAUAAAAUCGGAGGAAGCGGGUUCCCAACUGACCCGAGUUCGUCUUCUCAGCUUCCCGCCGUCGUGGCGGUGCUCAGCUGCGCAUUCAUCCUGACGGCCUUCGCGGCAGUUUUUCUCAUGCUGCAACUGCGCUCAGACAGGAAUAAAACUCCCUCGGCAUACACCGACAGACGCGUGGGCUUCGGUUUUGGCCCGGGUCGAGGACAAAGGAGGAAGGCUCGCAUAUGCUACAAAGGGAUCCCCACUGUGUGGGGGGACGAGGAACCGACUACCUACGAGUCUGAAUCAGACAGCGAGGACAUUGACGACCGUAGUGAAAGGACAGCUUUCAUAAAGACACAGAGUGUCAUCUAGACAGCAACUCUUUUGCGAUGGACUAUCUGGCGCCGACAUACGGGGAGUCCCUGGUUUAUCAUGUUAUUCCAUAGUCCCAAUUUGUACACUGGCUAUCAAUACAUUAAUUCACAAUUACAGUGAAUUUGUAUUUAUUUUCCAGAACAGGGGUGCCCCUAUCCAGCUUGUUUUCUAUGUCUGCUUUAACACCCCGGAAUCAAAUGAUCAGCCAUAAAAUUCAUAAUAAAUUGACGGGGCGCGGGGCUGAUUCAUAGGGGGCCUAUCUCCGUCAAAGCUGACAGAGUGGAAACAUAAAGAACUUUUUCCGUUGAAUUUUUUUGUGAAUAAAUGCUUAAAUCCCAGAUUUUUUUAUGGAUGAUUCUUUGUUAAAAGCAAAAAAAACAGGCAGUUAGCAUUAAUUUCACGUAAAUAUUGCAAAUCAUAACGCCAAUGCUAUAGCGGCUACAACGUUUCAAAAUGCAUGCAUGUUACGAAAACUAUAAUAAUUACCUUGAAUCCUCAAACAAAUCACUCCUGAGACAAUCCUUCCUAUUUGUAUGCGGUACAGCUUUCGUACGUUUUUCAACCCAAAUCCAGUGUUAGAUCCCUGCGUCCGUGUGUUUGAGAAGAACUCCUCUUGAUGCUGGGUAUGGACAGGCCCCCUACUUGAAGGAGUGGUGCAGUGUCUGAGGGAUGUGACCCGUCAAUAUGAUUAUGAAGUCUAGUGCUGCAACGAUUAAUCGAUUAACUCGAGUAUUCGAUUACAAAAAAAUAUUCAAAUUAAAUUUUGUUGCUCCGAGUAUUCGUUUAAUUAAAGUGGCGUUUUAAUGGUUUAUUUGAAAGUGUUUGCAAUUAGUUCUAUUGAUGAGGGUGGAUACACUGUCCUCUGGUCUGCCUUUUUUCACAUGGCCGAAUCCAACUGCUCCCUGUUAAGACUAACGUAAGCUAAGUUUUUGUUUGAGCUUAUGUUUUUUAAUGCAUUCUUAAUUUAGUUUAUAUGUAACGGGAAAACCCAUUGGCAGUGUAUCAAAUACUUGUUCUCCCCACUGUAUAUUUAGCCUUUUUUUGUAGGAAUAUGUGUCUGAACCAUUUGUUAAGAGCAUUGUAAAAAUAAAAAACUUUAGCAUUUAAGCUAGCGGACUUUUUCUAUGUAAGUUAGCAAGUUUUUCUUUUGUUGUACAUAGAUCCUCAUUUAAAAAAAAAACGUUUGAGGCUCAGCUCAGGUGUUUUUAAUUUUUCAUGUUCCUUAUCCGAUUACUCGAUUAUUCGAACUAAGUAGACCAUCGAUUAAUCGACUACUAAAAUAUUCGAUAGCUGCAGCCCUAAAGUCUAUGGAUCAGCUUAUCAGCAAGCUCUGCAGGAGCCUGAUAAUGAUCCUGAUUAUUUGAUUCAGGUGUAUUGGAGGAGGGAGACAUGGAAAACAAGCUGGGUAGGGACUCUCGAGGACCGGACUUGGGCACCCUGUUCUUCUGGCAUAACUACAGGGUAUUCCAAAACAUUGGGCACCGCUUGAAAUGGGAAUUUAUGAGACACAAAUGAGGAUUAGUGGUACUGGAAAUAGAUGGAGUAACCACCUGAAACUAAAUUGCCUACAUGUUGAAAUCCAAAAAGAAUUUUAAAAAUAUAUAUUCGAAAUAUUUAAUAUAUUAAAGUUUUUAACUAUACAUCGAGUAGAACAUAAUAUUUAAUCAGACAAUGAUUUAAAUAAAAAUGAAAUAUGCUAAUAUAAAGUAAAACAAAUUAAGGGUCAUUCGGGGGCCCCUAUGGUCCUGAAGCCCGGGAAAACAUACCCGGUUGCCCCAACCCCCAGGUCAUCGGUAUUUGCAACAUUAAUUCAACAUCGUUAAUUGUCGAAAAUUUCCAUGGCAACCAUACUGAUGAUUUUGAUGGAAAAUCAACGUUUAUUCAAUGUCGGUCUGCUCUCUGUGUCCUGCUCUAUGUUUCCCAUGCUAAAAUAGAAGCAUGCAUCACAAAACAAAAGUCAACAUUAUAAUCAAAUACACAUUUGUCCAAAGGGCAGAACAGUCAGGAUUAUAACAUAAAGAAAAAAAUAAGAUUCUGUGAGGUACAAUUAGGUACUGUUUGCACGACUAAAAAAACAAAAAAAGAAAAAAAGUCGAAAUCACUUAAGUCAGGUACGUGGUAACCAGUGUUGUUAAUAACGGCGUUAGAGUAUAACGGCAUUACUAACGGUGUUACUUUUUUCAGUAGUGAGUAAACUAAGUACUGUAUUUUUCGGACUAUAAGUCGCAUUUUGGGGGGAAAUUUACUUUAAACAAUCCAGCACAUAAAACAGAUAUGUCAUCUUGAAAGGCAAUUUAAAAUAAAAAAUGCAGUAGAGGACAACAUGCUGAGUAAGUGUACAGUAUGAUAAUGUUACAUGAUGCAUGAACAUUAAUGUGAACAUGGCCGGUAUGUUGACGUAAUGUAGCUAUGAAGAGUUAUUCAGAUAACUACAGCAUAAAGAACACGCUAACAUGUUUACCGAACCAUCAGUGUCACUCCAAAACACCAAAAUGACAUGUGAAAUUACAUAAUAAUGUGUUAUUAAUUUCACGCAUAAGUCGCACCCCCAGCCAAACUAUGAAAAAAACUGCGACUUAUUGUCCAAAAAGUACGGUAAUUACUUUGCUCAUCUUUGCAACGCCGUUACCGUUACUGAGGAUGUAAAGGCAUUUGUUACUAUGAGUUCAUACGUUGCUUGAAUGACGCGAGAAAAUUCUGAGUGACACGGAGAGAGAAUUGCGGGAGUGAGAAGGAGGGAAGGGAGUUGUGACGCCGUUGCAAACGCGAUGCUAGGCGGCUCCAAUAAUACCUGACCAAAGCCGACAGCCUACAAACUACGCCCACAUGAUGCUACGCUAGAUAUCACAUUUCUAUAGAACUAGAUGCAAAAUGACAGACUUGGCGGCGCUAGCAAAUGUAUAGAGAAGAAGAUGCAAAAUGAUACAGUCGCCGGCAUUCGUGAACAGCCGCCAUCUUAAAGCAGUAGACUUCUCAGGAAGGCUCUGUUGUAGAGAACCUUCCUAGCGAACUUAAGCAGCUUUUUAUCUAAAAUACUCCUGAAUUGACAAAAUCUUGACUUAAAUCUAUCUUUAAAUGAUGAAACAGGUUUAAAACUUUCACAUGGAGAAAGUAGACAGAAGGGAACUAAUGCAAUCCCGGGAGCAAUUUUAACAACUUUAGCGGUUGAUUCACUACAUUAAAUGACUUCCAAACAUAGCAAAGGUUAUUAUCUAGUUAUCGCAAUAGCCACAAUACCCAAGUUUAGUUAAGUUUAGGGUAAAUAAUUGGACUACGGCGAAUUGUCCCAAAAACCUUUUGAACUUCACAUAGUGAUGUUUUUUUUUUUGUUUUGUUUUUUGUUAUGAAAAAAAAAAACAUGAAAAGUAACACCAGCUACUUUGCCAAGUAGCUAAUUACUCUUUCAUUCACAUAACUGAAUCACUAACUCAAUUACUUUUUGGGAGUAGUAAUUUGUAACUGGAAUUAAUUACUUUUUGAAAGUACGAUUAACAACACUGGCCGUCACCCGGGGACUUCCUGUAUUAAAAUUUAUAUUAAAAACUGAUAUGUUAUAUCUGGUUUAAAAAUGUUCCAAUCAUACGUAAACUGCCUGUAAUAAGGCUUUACCUAUGUCAAAUUUCUUUCAUUUCAAAAUCUGCCUCAGUUGGUCAAGUUGUAUUGAAUUUUCUUGUGAACACGUGCUACACACGCUUAACUUUAAGUCUAAUUUAACACUCUAAAAGCUUUUUCGAUGAUGUCACUUUUUACCAAUUAAAAAAAAAAAGGAAAACGAAAACGUAAACACAUUUUUAACAAACUAAGUUUUUCACGUUGCUUUCAUUCUGAGGUCAUUUAGGCCAGAUUUUUCCAUUGGAAACUGAGGACCCCUUUAAGAGUUUCUGACCCCAACCCAACAAUAUGUGACUGAAUAUCAUUUUAACCUAGGCAAAGUGGACAAAUUUUAGGCCUUACUGUGUCAUCAAAUGCACCACAUUUUUAAAAUGUUGUAUUUAUUAAUGUAUCGAUUUACUACUUGUUUAAUUAUGAAAUGAACUAUCUAUUAAGUGGUAUAAAAAUGAGCUCUUCUGGCUAGCUCCCAUAAUGCCUGUUUCAUAUUCAAUGUCUACUUUGUCCUAGUUGUAGAAUGAACUUGCCUGAGCUGCUGCUUAACAAUACAAGUGUUUUGUCAGAGCCCUGAAAGAAGAUGAAAAUACCGUUCUCAUGCAAACCGGUAAUAAGAGGAAUAACAUCAACAUAGCUGCCAACUGGUGUUAUCUAGAAAAUGCUUGUUAGACACUGACAAUAGUUUUCAAUACAUUUCAGCAUUCCCAUGUGCCCUUGAUGGAACAGUGAUCUGGAAAAUAAUGGUUUAAAAGGCUCUUUUCCAAACUGCUUGAUAAAAAGGGGUUUAAGACUGGAAACUUUCUCCAUGUUUACUGCCAAUUGAAUUGCUUCAUUUUAAAUAUGUUUUUGCGGUUUAUAGCCUCGAGGCUAUUAUUGAUUUAUUUUAUUUAUUCCCAGAAUAGCUCCAUUAAGGGGAGGCAUCCUCCUCGUUUGGCAGCAAACGUUAUGUUCUUUUCACUUUGAUGGUGUUGUAUUACAGCAGUGGUACAACUAUCAGGGCCAAACUAAAAUGAAAAAAGGUAAUUCCAUACAAAAAAAGAGCCUUUGCCAGCUGACUUCUGGCAUUGGACGGGAACACCCUGGACUGGUUGCCUGCAAUUGCAAGGUACUGAUGAAAAUAGUCUUUACCUAAAAAUAACAUGCCUGUUUUGGAUAUGUAUGUGGGGAGAGAUCAGCGAUUUCACUGAAAUCCCAUGUGAAUUGCACACAGGAAGAUUUAAAAAACGAACUUCAGCAUUGAGAUCAUGUGCCAGUCAAAAUGGUUCCAUCCCUCCCUGUUUUUUUUUUUUUUUUUUUUUUUUUUAAUUAAUAUUUACCUAGAUAAUAUCAUUAGGAUCAUUUUCAUGCUGAAAUAAAAUGGCUUUGGUGUUUGCUGA
This is a messenger RNA of Corythoichthys intestinalis (scribbled pipefish), 8484 nucleotides long. RefSeq names its product furin (paired basic amino acid cleaving enzyme) b (gene furinb). Gene Ontology annotation, cellular component: trans-Golgi network; Golgi membrane. Gene Ontology annotation, molecular function: serine-type endopeptidase activity. The record is from RefSeq and is a predicted model, not a curated record. The transcript is spliced from 15 exons. Lineage: Eukaryota; Metazoa; Chordata; Actinopteri; Syngnathiformes; Syngnathidae. The coding region runs from base 974 to 3499 and encodes 841 amino acids. Gene Ontology annotation, biological process: peptide hormone processing.